Messenger RNA from Salvia miltiorrhiza (redroot sage), 2199 nucleotides. RefSeq lists its product as uncharacterized. Lineage: Eukaryota; Viridiplantae; Streptophyta; Magnoliopsida; Lamiales; Lamiaceae. The record is from RefSeq and is a predicted model, not a curated record. The coding region runs from base 131 to 1972 and encodes 613 amino acids. The transcript has 3 exons.
CAAACGCGACUAUAGAAAACGAGGCUUCAAUUUUUUUUUUCCCAAAAAAAGGAAAGAAAAUCACUGAAUAAACGAAAAAACACACACAGAGCAGAGUGACUGUGUGAGAUUAGUUUUUGAUGAGCGAAAAAUGGCCCAAAUUCCGUACGAAUUGAUCCGAGAAGUCCAGAUCCGUACCCGGGCAGCGGCGGGGCUGCCCGAUUACGACCCGUCGGACCCUACCCUGCCCGCUCUGCCGCCUCUCUCGGCCACGAUAGCCGCCGCCGCCGCCGCCGAUGCCUCGCCGACGGACCGCCGCUGCCGGAAUUGCAAAGCAUUGCUCCUUAGAGGAUCGGAGUCCAUCGUCUGCUUGUACUGCGGCAUCGGCCCCCAUUACGACGCCGUUCCGGACCCCAUCCGCUUCACCUCCACUGUUGGGUACCAGUGGCUGCUCCGCUCGCUCCAUCUCGAUGGAUCGGAAUUGGUUGAUCCAACCAGUAAAAUUAACCAAGGUAAAGUUCAGAGCUCGCCUAAGGAUUUAACUCCGUUGUCUGCAUUCUUGAACUUUAAGAUACCGUGGCCAGCUGAAAAUGAGAUUAGCUCCAAUAAGAAUUUAGACGAGGGCAAACGAUCCUUGGUUUUGACUGGAGUAGCUCCGGAUAGAUUCUUCUUGAAAUCUAAGAGUAAUGGCGUCUCUGAUACGCCUGUCGAGCAACCAUCUGACCAUAAAUGGGCUGAGGUCGACACUGCAAAAGAUGUUGCAGCUCUUGGCAAUCAAGAUUUGUUUCAUAAUGUUCAAUCAUCCAAGCCAUCUGUCAGCUCUUCCGAGCACACGACUAGCAGAGCUCUUUCUGGAUGGGAGGCGGAUUUUCAAUCUGCUGAUUCGGAAAACCAGCUUGGUGUUCACACGUCAUCUGAGCAUGUCAUAGCUUCCUCAGAAGGUUCUGAAAUUAAAUUUGAUGAUCCGGAAUCCUUUCAGAGUUCCUCGAGUUUGAAUGUUGAUCUUGGUGCUCAGCUCGACUCUGUGUUUGGACCUGGAGAAAGUCUGAAUGCUGGGAAACCAAACGACAGUGCUUCCGUUCCUACAGCAGCUGGUGACUGGAAUUCAGAUGAUAUAUGGAAUAAUCUGGGGUCGAGUACGCCCGAUUUGUCUGGUGGAUUUGAUGCUACUUUCAGCACUAAGAUUGAUCCUCAAGAUGACCAUACACUAGACCACUCAAAAGAUCUUUCUACUAGUGUUGAUUUUGAUUUGUUCCAAGACUUCCAGUCGCAAACGAGCUAUGCAGAUGUUACUAAGAAUAAGGCCGCAAAUGAGGAGCAUACAGCAACGGAUGAGGACGUGUUUGAAGACUGGAAUGAUUUUGCGAGCUCAACCAGCUUACAAGCUCCUCCACAAAAUGCCUGGGCUGGUAGUAGCGAUCAUGUCUCGACUUCUGAAAAUAAGCCCGCAGACGGAGGUUUAUUCAGCUUUGACAAUAAGUUUGAAGGUGACAAGAAUACCCUCGAUACAGAUAUAUUCAGCUUUAACAACAAGUUUGAAGAUGACAAGAAGCCCUUAGAGGGAGAUUUAUUCAGCUUCGACAAUAAGCUUGAACGUGACAACAAGCCCUCAGAGGGAGAUUUAUUCAGCUUCGACAAUAAGUUCGAAGGUGACAAGAAGUCCCCAGAGAGAGAUUUAUUCAGCUUCGACAGUGAUUUUGGAGGAGAUUUUAGCGGCUACUCCCAGCCUAAUCUAUUUUCUACCUCAACCAGCUCUAGCAAUGCUCCUGCAGAAGGCAAAGCUAUGAUGUCAGACGAUCCUGCUUCAAUCUGGUUCAGCGACGUUAGCAGCCCUUCCCUUGAAUCCGUACAAGCUGCAAACAAUGAAGAUGCAUUUGGACAAUCCUCGAAGGAUGGUGUGAAAAUGCUGAUGUCCCAGAUUCACGAUCUCUCCUUCAUGCUUGAGACCGAUCUUUCUAUUCCCUCCGGCUCAGACGACCACAAGCCUGUCUGAAAGAUUGAGAAACUGCAAGAUUCGUGAACUCUUGAACACGUUCGCCAAUUCUGCUGUAUGUUAUCUGGUAUGUUUUUUCGAUUCUGGGACGGUUUUUAUCCUCGAGUCCCAUCUCGUAUACCAUUCUUUUCAUCGGGAGUUAGAAUUCUUCGCGGUUGUCUCGUGUACCUAUCUCACAUUUGGGAAGAAGUAUGUGAUAAUAUGAGCAUUCUCUUCAUUUUUUCUUA